Patiria miniata (bat star) is the source of this 2439-nucleotide messenger RNA. Its product is annotated as tripartite motif-containing protein 3-like. Bases 323 to 2329 code for a protein of 668 amino acids. Gene Ontology annotation, biological process: protein polyubiquitination; signal transduction; negative regulation of translation. NCBI's taxonomy places the organism in Eukaryota, Metazoa, Echinodermata, Asteroidea, Valvatida, Asterinidae. The transcript is spliced from 6 exons. The record is from RefSeq and is a predicted model, not a curated record. Gene Ontology annotation, molecular function: ubiquitin protein ligase activity; translation repressor activity; zinc ion binding.
GAUCAGUGACCUUAGCACUAUAAAGAGGCAACACACGGAAACGAACCGGUGCCGGUAGCCAUGUUUACUAGGACUGGUUCACAAUUCUGACUUUCUGUUGUUGGGUUUUUCUCAGUUAGUCAUAUUUUGGCGUUGUGGUCAGGAUAAAAAAGGACAAUUGUCCUUUCAUCUGAAGACCCCUUCAAACUGCACACGUAUACUGUUGGAUCUGUUUUCCUACAUUGAUGGUUUGAGCAUGAUUGGAGCUGAGGGAGUCCAGUAGCUAGUCUUCAGUGGACUGCCUAUAGGGCCUAAACGGAGUGGCCCGGUCUACGUGUAUACUAUGACGGACAUCAAUGAAGCAAAGACGUCAGGCACAGGAAAGCUAAACAUGGAUGGUAUACAAGAUCUGACUUUACGGGAGUUGUCCCAGGAGCUCAGCUAUGAGUGGGAGGCCCUGGCGUCGUUCCUUGGGAUGAAAGUGGCCGAGACGUCGGUCCUUAAGAUGGACUUUCCCGGCCAAACAGAGAACCAAGUCUUCAACAUGCUGAUUAGAUGGAGACAAAAACAAGAACCGACUGUGGACCAAGUGGCAGUGCUGAGUGCAGCCUUGAUAAAGGCUAAAAGAACGGAUUUGGCUGUUAAACUUCAAGGUCCUCGAAGUUCCAAUAUAACAAGUCAGCCGCAGGGUGCCGUUGGACAAAAUGUGGAACACACCAGCCACUCGACAAGCGACGAAAAAUCGACAGGCUCCAAACCUCUACCAGAUCAACACUCACUCCUCCCUGGACGUUCUCAUGAAAGCUCCAAUGGACAACAGGAGGUUUCUGGUUUGUCGGAAAAAGGAACUGAUAAAUUGACGGCGAAUACCGUUAACACAGAGCACCGCGAAGCCGCAGAAAACAGACGACCGAAGGAGGCAUAUUGUAGCUGCUCAAAGCAUAAGGGAGAGACAGUGAAAUUCAUGUGCAUUACAUGCCAAGAAGUAAUCUGCUCGCAGUGUGCCGAUAAAGAACACUGCAAACCACGACAUCACUGCCUGAGCUGUGAAACGGCCUCUGAAAAGUACAGGCUGUUGCUGGCGAAUAAAAUACCUGUCCUGGACGAACAGGUCAAGGAGAUCAAGAACUUCUUGAAAGAGGCAUCUCAGGUAAGGACGGAUUUCGAAAAUAAAUUUUUCAAGACUGUGAAGGAAGUGCAAGAAAGAGCUGCCAGUGUGAUCGCGGAGGUGAAAGCCGAGGAGAACCGGCUGAUUGAGGAAGCAAAGAAGCUGGAGCAAAAUCGAAGCAAGACGUUCCACGAUCAGGAGAAGCGAGCGACCGUGCUCCUAGGCACCAGGCAACACGCACUGGAGACGGCCAGCGACGUGGCCAAGGUAGGACCCCACCCCGAGUUCCUCUCGCAGUAUCUGAUGGUCAGCAACGUCAUCGACAUGGUGAACGGCCAGCACUGCCCGAAGGGGGAUCCCAGGCUGUCAUAUCUGAGCUUCACCGCGAGUGCAGUGGACGGUGUCGGAAUAAGUCUGGGUCGGCUGGAGCUGGGAGGCCGGUGGGUGAUGCGGCGCGAAUUCGGCAGCAAGGGGAGUGGGCCGGGAGAGUUCCAGUUAGCCAAGGGAAUCGCCGCUCGUCAAGCCGGUGAGAUCGAGGUCGCGGAUUACAUCAACAAACGAGUUGUGGUACUCAGCACUGAGGGCGAGGUUUUGAGGACGAUUCCCACCCAAGGAGUUCCCCGCGACAUCGCAGCUCUUCGCACUCAUCUUGCGGUCGUAGACGACGCCAACCACGUGCAGCUGUACGGAAGGUACAACUUUAUGACGGCCUCCGUGGUCGGCAAGAAGCGUUGCGACUUCCGCAGCGUGGCGGUGAAGACGGAUGGUACCGUGGUAGUGGGUGACGUCAACAGGAGCAUCCUCACGGAGCACUUCCGCAACGACGGCGCCCCCAAGCGCACCGUCUCGCUCAAGAUCAAGCCGUACUUUAUCGCCGUGGACGUGGGCACCCACAGUCCUGCUGCUCAACGUGAGAGGGUUGUGGUCAGCAGCGGUUUUCAGAAGGAGGUUCACGUGGUGGAUAGCUGCAGCGAGGCUGUGCUCGCCGUCAUCAAGCCGCAGAUCGACGGCCAGCCUGUGUACCAGUGCACAGGCGUGUGCUGCGACAGCGGGGGGAUCUUUGUGGCAGUGUCCGGCGACGAGCGGGACCAGGGACACGUGCACCAGUAUGAUGCAGACGGUGCAUUCCGCGCGUGUAUCGCCCAGGGUUUGCACAGCCCACAGGGGAUCACCUUCACUGCUGACGGGCACCAGUUGGCUGUGGCCGACACCUACUCGGUGAAAAUUUUCCAUAAAGUCUGAUGCCACAGCAUUCCGAGGGCGGACUUAAGGAUGGUCGGGAUGGCUAAUCGCCACUAUCUAAACCGAUUUGUGUUAAGGGCCUGUCACAUUAUAUGCGAUCUCAUAGGAGA